ACUUUGACAAAAAAAAAUCAAGUAACAGCAGUUUCUGGAUAGUACAGGAUUCUUCCUAUCUCCUUUAUAUAUAUCUGUGCUUCCUCACAAUGUGAAUCACACUAAGCAUCGAUAGCAUUUCGCACUCAAUUCUUCUCGAUUCACAGAGUUCUCAUAAACUAAAUCCAAAAUGUCUUUGAUUCCAAGUUUCUUUGGCAACCGAAGGAGUAACGUAUACGAUCCAUUCUCCCUCGACGUUUGGGACCCCUUGAAGGAUUUUCCAUUUCCAAGUUCUGCACUCUCUGCUUCAUUCCCUCGAGAGAAUUCUGCUUUUGUAUCCACGCGAGUGGACUGGAAGGAGACCCCAGAAGCACACGUGUUCAAGGCUGACCUUCCUGGACUGAAGAAGGAGGAAGUGAAAGUUGAAGUUGAAGAUGAUAGGGUUCUACAGAUAAGCGGAGAGAGAAGCGUUGAGAAAGAAGAUAAGAACGAUGAAUGGCAUCGCGUGGAACGUAGCAGUGGAAAGUUCUUAAGAAGGUUCAGAUUACCUGAGAAUGCUAAAAUGGGUCAAGUGAAAGCUUCCAUGGAGAACGGUGUUCUUACUGUUACCGUUCCUAAGGAAGAGAUCAAGAAGCCUGAUGUUAAGUCCAUUGAGAUCUCUGGUUGAACUUAGAAUAAGCUAUGUUACUCGGUUGCUUCAAUUUGUGUGCACUUGUUUUGUGAUGUCUUGUAUUGUAAGAGAUAUAUGAUGAUGUAAUAUGUGUAAUGUUAAUGUAUAAAUAAAAUUAAGUUGUUGCUCUUC
Messenger RNA from Lathyrus oleraceus (garden pea), 781 nucleotides. RefSeq names its product 18.2 kDa class I heat shock protein. Bases 170 to 646 code for a protein of 158 amino acids. Lineage: Eukaryota; Viridiplantae; Streptophyta; Magnoliopsida; Fabales; Fabaceae. The record is from RefSeq and is a predicted model, not a curated record. The transcript has a single exon.